AUGAAGCGAAAACCGCAGACAGUGUUGUCAGUUGAAAAAAAACACGACAUCAUUAGGAUGAGAGAACAAGGUGCGAAUCGAACAUUGAUACUAAAAAAGUAUGAUACUACAGUACCCUGCUUGGGCAAUAUAUAUACAGGACACGCAGAGAUUAAAAGACUAUUCCAGGCCAAGACAUUGGAUAUUAGCCGUUCCAGAAAACGUACAGGAUGGCUACAUGUAACGGAUCUAGAAAAAAUUGUUUACCAGUUGUACUUACGAUGUAGGCAAAACAGAAUACAAAUGACAGGAUCAGAGAUACAGAAAAAAGCUCUAGAAAUUAAUGAAAAAUUGAAGGGAGCUCCUGAUUUUAAUGCCAGUUGCCUUUGGUUGGACAACUUUAGAUAUCGUCACCGUAUGACUGAUGAUGAUGUCAGGAAAGAUUUUCCAAUCCGAACUACAGAUGCAAUGGAUAACUUCAAAGCUUGUUUUAACAAACUUCUGAAAGACGAGUUCACAUUGGAGAACGUUUACAAUGUCGUUCACACAGUAAUAAUGUGGAAAGGAGUACCAGAAAAAACUUCGAUGUUUAACCGUGCGAAAAAGGCAGGAAACCAACAAAUGUUGGAAGAUCACAUUACUGCACUUUUUUGUGCAAAUGCUACCGGAUGUCACAAGUUGCCGAUACUAAUAAUCGGCAGCAUUGGAGAAACUCAAGGUUUAUACAAUUUGAAUACAGAAGCCUUCUCAACUAUCUACAGAGCAAACGUCAAUGCUAAGAUGAACAGUAACAUUUUCAAUGAGUGGUUUAGGAAAUAUUUCUUAAAAUCAGUUAUAGAAAGACAAAUGAUGAAGGGGCGCAGGGAGAAAACGUUGUUGUUACUAGAUAAUACUAACUUGCUUUACGAUCUCAACGAUCUAAAUAGAAAAGAUAAAUUCGUUACAGUUAUAAGUAUUCCACUUAGCAUAUCACCACUCAGACAACCAAUGAAUUGUGGAAUAAUUGCAAGUUUUAAGCGAAAGUUCCGAAACCAAUUGGUGACAACAUUAGCUUCAUUACCUCUCUGCAAUACGGAGGAUGAUGUGAUAGACAUGCAUGACAAAUUAGAUAUGUGGGAUUGCUGCAGCUUUGCAUAUGAUGCUUGGUCUUAUGUCGACGAUGCAAUAUUGAGAAAUGCGUGGGACGCCAUUUUGAAGCGUGAUGUCUUGUGGAGUGGGCAGUACUCAAUAAAAAUGAAAUAUGACGCAGUUAAAACAAUUGAAUUGUUGCAUAGCUUACCUGGAUGCGAACGGUGCGAUGAAGCCAGUGUGUUCAACUGGUUUGAAAUGGACGAGACUUGUGACAUAAUCAUGAAGAUAUGUACUAACGAAGUUGUUCGAGAUUUUGAAGACAGAAAUGUGGAUCGAGUGAACACAAAUUUCGACGAUGAAGCUGGGCCUUCUCAUUCGAAGGUUUCAAAAAUGAGUUAA
Messenger RNA from Bombus huntii, 1449 nucleotides. RefSeq names its product jerky protein homolog-like. The record is from RefSeq and is a predicted model, not a curated record. The coding region runs from base 1 to 1449 and encodes 482 amino acids. NCBI's taxonomy places the organism in Eukaryota, Metazoa, Arthropoda, Insecta, Hymenoptera, Apidae. Gene Ontology annotation, molecular function: DNA binding. Gene Ontology annotation, cellular component: nucleus. The transcript has a single exon.